Rotaria sp. Silwood2 is the source of this 783-nucleotide messenger RNA. NCBI's taxonomy places the organism in Eukaryota, Metazoa, Rotifera, Eurotatoria, Philodinida, Philodinidae. The record is from the annotation of a GenBank genome assembly.
AUGAUCAUCGCUGAUAAUUGGAAUCAUCGUAUCGUCCAAUGGAACAAGGGUGAUACAGAUGGGAAAGUGGUCGCCGGCGGUAAUGGUCAGGGAAACCGAUUGAAUCAAUUGAAAUUUCCAAGCGAUAUGUUGUUCGACAAAGAGACAAAAAGUCUCAUUAUCUGCGAUCGUGGUAAUCAACGAGUUGUACAAUGGUCUCGUCGUAGUGGAACAAGUAAAGGAAAAGUCCUUCUCGACAAGGUCUUUUGUUAUGGAUUAGCUAUGGAUGAUCAGAGAUAUCUCUACGUCACUGAUAUAGUACGGCACGAAGUAAGACGAUAUAAAAUAGGGGAGAAGAAUGGAACUCUCGUGGCCGGUGGUCAUGGUCCAGGUGAUGAUCUCAAUCAACUCGAUGAGCCGAUCAAACUCUUUGUCGAUCGACAGCAGGCUGUCUACAUAUCAGACCACAAAAAUAAUCGUGUAAUGAAAUGGAGUAAAGGUGCAACAGCAGGAAUUGUCGUCGCUGGGGGCCAAGGAGAAGGAGAUGCUUUGACACAAUUGCUCAAUCCUAUCGGACUUGCCGUCGAUACGUUUGGUACCAUCUAUGUAGCAGACACGUAUAAUCAUCGAGUGGUGCGUUGGUCUAAAGGAGCGAAGCAAGGCACUAUCAUUGCAGAUGGAAAUGAUUCGAAUAAAGGAGAAAAUCAGUUCCAACAUCCCGUGGAUUUGUCCUUCGACCGAAAUGGGAACCUCUAUCUCAUUGAUUGGGAGAAUGCUAGAGUUCUACGAUUUUCUAUCGAAUAG